AAUAAUGCGCAUGCGUUUAUUUUGUAAACAUGGCGAGAUGUGAACGCAGAGGUGCUACCGCAGAGGAAAAAUAUUAUGGGACAUGGAAGAUCGUAGAGUGUGUUUCGUUAGCCGGAUCAGUUGACACCAGUGGAAUAGAAGGGUGUCAAUUUCAUUUGUACGAAAACAAUGAUGUUUCAUGGAGAAUACCAGAUGGAUCAGAAAUCAUGCCGUUUUUUAACUCGGAUACAUACGAGUUUGUACAGAGGAUUAGACCCCUAAUAGGAAGGCGUGAGUCGGAUGUGAUAUCACUGAAAUUUUUUGGGACUUGUGCUGAACAUGUCAUUGAAUUUAAAGUGGAGACUUCUGAUGAUCUGAUGCUUUUAACUUGUGAGCGAUGUUGCAUACUUCAGUGUCAAAAGGUGAAAUCAGAAGACAUUGAAUUUGACCGUUCCUAUUGCUUUAUGCCUGCAUUAGAGGAAGGAUUCUUCUCUGAUCUGGUCAUUAAAUCAAAAAGUGGUAGAGAGUUUAAACUUCAUUCCAUAAUCCUGAAUCUGGCAGCUCCGAAUCAUGACUGGAAUUUGUCUCCCUUGAAUGGCAUGGCUGACAGCAUACUGACCACUGUGUUCCAUUUUCUUUACAAUGAGUGUCUGCCCUCGGGACUGUCGGAGGACACUGCCAGGGAUUGUAUCAAAACCUUGGAACACAUGUCCGAGUUUGACCCUUUCACUGAUCUUUGUCGGAUUUUCUUACGGAAUACAGCUCUUAAACAUCAAAUAGUUAGCCUUAUAGAUGAUAUGCAUGCAUGUGCCAAUAGGAUAAUUGAUCUCGUCAAAUGUAAGAAGCCAAACAUUAAGGGAGUGAUGCCAGAGGAUGCUUUGGUGGCCAAUCCCCAGAAGUUGUGUUACGUCAUAAAACAGGCAACACGAGAGGGUGCUGUAGCUUGCUCUAAGCUUGUGAUUCUAUGUGACCUAUUUGCCAGGCGAAGUGGGGAGUUACCUCAAGAGGAACGACAUGAUAUUAUCAAAUACGCACAUUCCAGAUUACCAAUAUUUAUCAAACAAGUCCAAGAAUUCUUCGAAGUAUUUGAAUACCAGUUAAUGUUGAUGGGACCUGAGCAAAAACAAGAGAUAGCAACCUAUAUAUUACCAGAGAUAGAAGAGUCAUUGACAACCUUGACUACAUUUGUGGAAGAAUUCCAGACAGCCCUUGACAUCGCCAUUACAACAAACAUUUCAGAGAAGGAGAAGGCUGACAAAAAAGGCAAAUACAAGAAGGAACAUGUGAAGGAUGUCCUCAGUAAAACACUAAAACAUGCUCUACAUGUCCGGGAAUUGAAGAAGCUCAAGAACAUGCAUGAAGCAGCAUCUGUUAAGUUGGAGAUGUUCCUGAAAAAGAUGCAUGUGUUUAGUAAGAAAACGGAGGCUGAGAAAAUCCCAUUAAUUGUGUACUUACUAGAUUCACUCAAGAAUAAUGAGGCCCCCUUGUUUGUGGACAGGAUGCAGCAGCUAGCUCUUGUCAUAGAAGAAAAAUACAAAUGGAAGGAGUGGAAAUACAUGUUCAAAUUGAGCUCCUCAAAAAUUGCGUGGGGAGUGCACAAGUUACGCUGUUACAAGUCAACCCUGUACAAGAGUAUACAACAGAUGAUGGAGCUGGUCAACAAGUCAGAUUUCACCACCACCCUCUCCGCCCUGGGGCUGUGGGACAGCAAGGGGGAUACAGUGACGUCGGACACAGACACCAAGUACGCCAGGUUAAGUUCUGUGGAAUCUUUGUGCAUUCCUCCUCCCUCAAGACAAAGCGUGUUGGCACAAAAAGCUCUGGACAUGUUCAGGAAGAAGAGAAAUACCGAUAUGGUCUUCGAAAUCAUCCUUGUUCGAGGUAUGGGAGACAUUGUGAUUGACCACACUCAUGGGGACCCCAUAGAGAGGCUCGAGGAUGACCACGAUGUGGAGAUCCAUCAGAUUCCUGCUCACUGUGUCGUUCUGGCUGCUCGCUGUAACUGGUUCUCGCGAGCGUUACUCAGUGGGAUGAGAGAAUCCAUUGACAAAAAAAUAACCAUACAUGACACAAAUCCGGAGAUGUUCAGCAUGUUUUUGGAGUUUUUGUACAGUGGUCACAUUCAGUCACAUUCCCUGUCCACAGAUCAACUUACAGAGUUACUUACCUUGGCAGAUAGAUAUGAGGUGGAGGGGCUGGGACAGGUGUGUGAACAGAUCCUCCUUCAGCAUGUGGACACUGAGACUGCCCUCUACCUCCUCAGUAUUGCGGACCAGUUCCAGAGCAAAACUCUCAAGGAUAGAGUGUUGACAUACCUGGGUGACCACCCUGAUCUGAGGAAUGGAGAUGUCUUUGUCCAGCUUCCCCAGCAUCUUCGUGCUGAGAUCGAGGAUGUGAUCCGAGAAGAAGGUGACCCCGAGAGAAGUCGUGCUGAGACUCCCAGCUCGUCCAGUCAGGAGGAUGUGGAGGAGAGGAUUAUGCACAUGUCUAGAAGGAGGUAUUCCUCUACCUCAUCAUCUUCCUCCAGUUUUGAGGGGUAUGGCGAAAUGCCGACAGAUCGAGCUCGACUGGCGGAGUGUAUUAGCGCCCUCCGUGCUGUCAUUGGAGAUGACGUUCCUGAGGAUGACCUCAUUCAGUUUGCACUAGCAGCCGAUUAUGACGUCAGUCGUGCCAUCAAUUUUUAUUUCCAAUCUGUCUGAGUUUUGACGCUUAUUUUAUGGAUCUGUCACAACCUGUCAUCUCAGGUGCUUAAGCUCUUCUGACUGACUGCGAUAUUUAGUUGGGAAAAUUCACUAAUCAGAUUUUAGUGAAAGUGGCUGAAAUUUAGUGUGUUCGAGCCAAACGUAGUAAAAAUAGUGUUCUGUUCCAUUGAUGGAUUUUGUGUGAUAACCAUUCUAAAAGGGAGCAUGAUUUCAUGACAUACAAAAUGUGAGGUGAACAUAAAAAAAUGUUGUAAUGUGAAAGUGUAGUUCUGUUAAUUGUAGUGUUAUGAAUGAUCAAUAUUGUCAAGAUAUGAAACAUAAUUUUGGGCCCCAACUAUGUAUUUCAUUCAUUGUAUUUCAUACUGAAUUUUUGACCGUCCAUCAGAUUUUGUGUUUAGCUUAUUUCUGAUGGAACAGUAAAGUAUAUACCUUUAUCAAACUUAAUACGCAGAUAUAUGCAUCCUUCUGAAAGCACAAUUUUUUUUACCUUGACAUUGCAGAUGUCCUUGAUCAUAUUCAUUGCUGGAUUUAACUCCUUUCUGACUAACCUGAUGAUGUUGCCUUCAAAUUUCAUACACUAAUCGAUCUUGAUUUAGCAUGACAAAAAUAACUGAUAUUUUGACCUUGACCUUCUGCUUCUCAUUACUGCACAUCUCUAGAUUUUCGGUUUCUGAACUUCUGAAUUUUCAAGGUGCUUAAUCUGAGGAUGUUUCAUACAAAUGCAGAUUUUAAGUUUUUAAAAGGUGCAUAUAUGUUCUGAUAUUUUUACCAUGAAUCUCCAUAUGACCUUUGAUCCCUUAUUUCAAGAUUUGGCAUUUAGCUUGAGUUUGUUUCUGACCAGCCGUGAUGAGGCGUCCUUACAUUCUGGACAUAUUUCUGAAUUAGUCAGAAUUAAAGAGGUUCACCCUAUCUCCCUUUUUCCCGACAAACAAUGCAGAUUUUUUCACAGAUUUUAAAUGUAUUUGAAUAGGUUUGGGUAUUUUAUAUAUUCCCAAGAAAAUUAAAGAGUUUACAAAGCGUAUAGAUGUUUUAAACUGUCAUCAUGAAAUCCAUUUGAUCCAAUGUAAUGUAAUUUAAGUAAUUUCAGUUUUAUUAUUAUUAUUAUUAUUAUUAUUAUUAUUUUUUAAUCAUAUCAUUAAUAGAUUUUUAUUGAUUUAUAGAUUUAAUCAUGAGUCAAUUAUUUUAUGCUGCUGGAUUUGAAAUAAUUGCAAUGAAUUAUGUAGUGUAAUUUCUCUAUGUUUUAAAGAUAUGGGUGCUGAAUAUUGAUUGUUAAACAGAAGCUGUGAGGAAAUGCUUUGCUCAUAUUAAUAAUGGAAAUUUUACAUGUAGUUGAUGGGCAUUUAGGAACAAUGUGAGCUAAAUGUUAACUCUCUUUGAAUGUGAUAUCCUAAUUUAAAAUGUAAUUUUAAAUUAUCAUGAAUUCCUUUUGUGUUAAAAUGGUCUUAUUGUUGAAAAAUAGUUUUUAAUUGUGCAAUGAUUUUCUCAUUUGUUUUAUUCAUUGUGUUCUAGACAGUCUCUUUACAGUCUUCAUCUCUAGUCAUUAACGAAUGUAUGAUUGUCUGUAAUGUGUUGGUUUUUUUUUGGUUUUUUUAGAAAAAAUGUGUUUUAAACUAUGUCCAGCUAAAUUCAUUUUAUUCCACAAUAAAACCAUUCUGAGAAAAAAAAAAA
Messenger RNA from Ostrea edulis (European flat oyster), 4349 nucleotides. RefSeq lists its product as uncharacterized. The record is from RefSeq and is a predicted model, not a curated record. Bases 30 to 2678 code for a protein of 882 amino acids. The transcript is spliced from 21 exons. Gene Ontology annotation, biological process: proteasome-mediated ubiquitin-dependent protein catabolic process; regulation of proteolysis. NCBI's taxonomy places the organism in Eukaryota, Metazoa, Mollusca, Bivalvia, Ostreida, Ostreidae. Gene Ontology annotation, cellular component: cytoplasm. Gene Ontology annotation, molecular function: ubiquitin protein ligase binding.